UGGACCCUGACUCACUCAAACACUGAACUACAGUGCACUGACAGACAGACAGAGGACAGAGGGACAGAGGAAAGAGGAAGAGAGAGCAACCUGUGAAAGAAAAUCAACAAAGCGAAAGAAAGCCAAGAAAGAAACGAAGAAAGAUAAGGAAGAAGAGUGAGAGGAAAGUCCCGUGUGCUGUCGCACUGAAACUGACCAACCCCACCUACCCACCACCCUUACACACCGGUGUCCGUCAAUCUAUUCGUCUUGUGUUCCCCUUCUGUCAGCAGUAGAGAACACAUAGCUAGUCCAACAGCCAGUCAGUGUGUCAGUCACUCAGUGUUACAGUGGGUGUUUGUCAGUGAAGAAAGUCCACCUUAUCACACUCAGUAAAAAGUCUGUUUUGUCAAUUUGUUGAUUAGUUGGUCCGUUGGAGUCCUCAUCCCUCAGUGCUUCAGUCAGCACUCGAGAACCAAAAUCUUUAAACCCAACUGUCAAAGUAGCUGUCGCCAUGGCCCCCAAGAAGAAGGCCAAUCGUACAAAGAUUGCCAUGGAGCCAGUUGUCACCCAGGUGACCACUGUUACCACUCAGAUGGCAGGAGGAGUGGUGGUGGUGGAGGGCGUGAAGAAGAUCGAGGAGAUGGCCGCACUGGAUAUCGUGCAGCUCAACCACCUCAACCUCCCACUGCCCCCUCCCAUCAUCAAGCCCGGAGAAAAGGGCCUGGGUCUGGGCUGUGAGGUUACCCGCCCCCUCCACGGCAAUGCCCUGCUGGAGGAGCUGAGCCGCAUGCGCCAGGAGCGCUUCCUCACCGACCUGGAGCUGGCCUGUAAGACCAAGGCCUUCGACGUGCACAAACUGGUCAUUUCUUCCGUCAGCCAGUACUUCCGGGAGGUCCUGGCCAAGGACCCUGGAAUGAAGCGUCUAGAGCUGCCCUCACUCUCCCCCCUCGGCCUGGCCAACGUGAUCACCUUUGCCUACCUGGGCCGCGUCCACAUGUCCCUGUACACCAUCGGCUGUACUGUGUCAGCUGCUGCCACCCUCCAGAUCCCCCAGCUGCUCCAGAUGUGCAUGGACUUCCUGCUGGCUGAGAUGAACGUGCAGACGUGCGUGUACGUGUGGAACAUCUCCGCCGCCUACGGCCUGAUUCCCGUGCGCGAUGCAGCCCGCCGCUUUGUGCUGGAGAACUUUGUCGCGUUCACCGAGACACCCCUGUUCAACCAGCUGACCCUGGAACAGAUCACAGCCUUCCUCCAGGAGGACAGCCUGCUUCUGCCAUCUGAAGUCACCGCCUUCCAGUUGGCCAUGAAGUGGCUGGACUUCGACCCCAAGCGCCAGGUGCACGCCACCGAGCUGCUGUCCCACGUGCGCUUUGAGACCAUCCCCGCCAGCGAGCUGGUCAGCGAGAUCCAGCCCGUGGCGAGGAUGAUGAUGGACCCUCACUGCCACCGCUUGCUGGUGGACGCCAUGAACUACCACCUGCUACCCCACCAACAGAACACGCUGCAGUCUCGUCGCACGCAGGUGCGUGGCGGACAGUCCACCCUGCUGACUAUUGGGGGGCGUCCCUCCAUCACCGAGCGGGCACUGAGCAGAGUGGUGCUGUGGAGAGACCCACGUGAGGGUGUGGCCACCUGGCGCCACCUAUCCCAGCUGCCCGCUAAGAGCUUCAACCAGUGUGUGGCUGUGAUGGAUGGCUUCCUGUACGUGGCCGGAGGAGAGGAUCAGAACGAUGCACGAAACCAGGCCAAGCACGCUGUCAGCACCCUCAGCAGGUACGACCCUCGCUUCAACACGUGGCUGCAUCUGGCUAGCAUGCGCCAGCGCCGCACCCACUUCAGCCUGGUGGCCACCAGCGGGCGCCUGUACGCCAUUGGCGGCCGCAACGUGGAGGGCCUGCUGGCCACCACCGAGAGCUACCUGCCCUCCUCCAACACCUGGCAGCUCAAGACGCCCAUGGAGGUGCCACGCUGCUGCCACGCCAGCGCCGUGCUGCCCUCCGGAGACAUCCUGGUGACCGGCGGCUACAUCAACUGCGCCUACUCUCGCUCCGUGGCCUGCUACAACAUUGAGACGGACAGUUGGAGUGAGAAGGCCAGCCUGGAGACACCCCGAGGCUGGCACUGCUCCUCCACCUUGGGAGGGAAGGUGUACGUGGUGGGUGGUAGCCAGCUGGGCCCCAGCGGAGACCGUGUGGACGUCCUGUCCAUGGAGGUGUUCUCCCCGGAGAACGGUGAGUGGAGCCGGGCCUCCCCCCUGCCCCUGGGCGUGAGCACAGCAGGCCUGUCACCGCUCGGGGAACAGCUGUACCUGCUGGGUGGCUGGAACGAGGCCGAGAAGCGCUACAAGGCGGCUGUGCAGAAGUAUACCCCAGCAACCGACAGCUGGUCCAUGGCGGAGAAUCUGCCCGAGGCCACUGUGGGUGUGUCCUGCUGCACCCUGACCCUCCCACCCCGCCACGCCCCCCGCAGGCAACAGCACCACAACACCCCAGCAACCAAGGAGGAGCAGCUACAGCCACAGAGAAAGAGCAGUGAGGCCCCACAGCCCAUCACUGCCUGAGAGCAAGAUUUAAAAAAAAAAAAAAAAAAGGGAGAGAGAAGGAAGAUGGAAGGGAGGAGUGAUAGAGAGGUGGAGGAGAGAAGAGAGCUGUAGAUAGAGGAACAGAGCAGGAAAGGAAGGAACAUGAAAGAUGGAAGGAAGAGUGAAUAAUUAUGAACUCUUUUAGUGGUAUGAUAACAGUACAUUAGGGAGUUCAAUAAAAUGGGGCCUAUAUGGUUGUUGAAUGUGAAUAUGACUAAAUUAAAUCAAUUUGCAGUAUGUGUACAAUAUGUAUUGCAGUUAGUAAUGUGGAA
Molecule: messenger RNA, 2835 nt
Organism: Coregonus clupeaformis (lake whitefish)
Lineage: Eukaryota; Metazoa; Chordata; Actinopteri; Salmoniformes; Salmonidae
Product: kelch-like protein 31
Exons: 6
Coding region: 494-2542 (682 amino acids)
Cellular component (GO): cytoplasm; nucleus
Molecular function (GO): protein binding
Source: RefSeq, a predicted model, not a curated record